Molecule: messenger RNA, 660 nt
Organism: Schistocerca americana (American grasshopper)
Lineage: Eukaryota; Metazoa; Arthropoda; Insecta; Orthoptera; Acrididae
Exons: 2
Coding region: 1-660 (219 amino acids)
Source: RefSeq, a predicted model, not a curated record
AUGAUUCCCUUACUAAUCGUUUUGCAGCUGCGCUGGUGUUUCAUCCCUAACGAUCACAGUUUCGGCGACGCGUUUAAGCUCCCCUACUUCGCCGCGAAGAAAUGGGCGAGCGAAGUGCGACUGUUGCGUCAGAAGUGGCCCGACAGCCUCUGCGGUCGGCGAGCCCGCCGUGGGGAACCCGCCGUGGGGAACCCGCUGUACGGCAGUCGGCAGCCAGUCGUCCUUGGACACCUGCUGUGGGCAGCUGCCUCCUUCGCGGCCGCCCGCUCAGGGGCUCUGCCAGUCACAAAUCUGCAGCUGGCUCGAGUGGCCCCAGGUCCGCCCGACACAGGUGACGAAGGCGACAAGUGGAAGCAGACCAUUAGGCUCCACAGUACGGGAAACGCUCGGUGCAGAAAUGUCAGACUCGAUGUGGGCACGCAACAGAACGGAACGGCGAGGGAAAAAAAGGACGAGCUCAGCUGCGGGGAAAUGCUCUGCAGACGGGUCGGGAACGCAGGACAGAAGGUGCAGCGCGGCGCAGGAAAACGCGACUGCCUUCGACGUCGGAAAGUGCGGGGCGUGCAGGCCGCGGCCGCUCGGUCACGUGCGCCUCGCCGAGGACUGGCCGGCCGGGGCGGCGCGCGCCCCUGCGCUGCCGCCACCGUGGCCGCCAGUUAA